Zootoca vivipara (common lizard) is the source of this 6018-nucleotide messenger RNA. It is a transcript of the gene ABI3, whose product is annotated as ABI family member 3. Gene Ontology annotation, molecular function: SH3 domain binding; signaling adaptor activity. The record is from RefSeq and is a predicted model, not a curated record. Gene Ontology annotation, cellular component: SCAR complex; actin-based cell projection; lamellipodium. Lineage: Eukaryota; Metazoa; Chordata; Lepidosauria; Squamata; Lacertidae. Gene Ontology annotation, biological process: neuron migration; regulation of cell migration.
AGAGGCGGAGGGCAGAGACGGGUGUCGUACAGGAAUCCGCACGCACGCUUUCUGGGCGAGGGCAGCAAUAAAUUUCAGGGUGUCAGUGAGGCGACAUCUGGGCAAGAAGGCUGAGGGGGAGGGAUCAGCUCUGCCCACAGGAGGCAGCUCAAGUACAAAAGAAGUCCCCAGCCCAGCUGCGAGGUUCAAAACCUGUCUGCUGCUGAGAACCGUGCACUCAAAGAAGGAAGUGGGGAGCGGAGAAAUGUCUGAGUUGCAGCAGCUGCUGCAGAACGCCAUCCCCUGCGCGAGGGGAACCCUGAAGGACAACUACAGCAACCUUCUCAAAGUGGCAGAUUACUGCGAGAGCAACUAUGAGGAGGCAAAGGACAAGCGCAAAGCCCUAGAGGAAACCAUGGCUUUUGCAACCCAGUCAUUAGCCAGCGUGGCUUACCAAAUCAGCAACCUGGCUAGCGACAUCCUCAAAACGAUGGACUUGCAGCUGGCUGAAGUCCGGCAGGUGGAAGCCAAAGUCUGCUCCAUCGCACAGGUGGUGGAGAUGCACAUGGAGAAAGUGUCCCGCCGGGAGAUCGGGGCCCUUUCUGUUUGCAAGAGAUUUCCGCACCAACAGAAAAUCAUCUCCCCAAGCCACGUGGAGCCCCUGGAGACGUAUUACAGGAAACCGCUGAACUUCAACAGUUUGGAUAAUAUUGGCCAUGGGAUAAAGGAUCAUGGCACACAGCUGGCCAAAACAGGGACUCUCUGCCGGCGAGGAAAUGUGACAUCAUCAGGGCAGUCAUCUGGGAGCCUUAGGAGAAGUCAACGGAUUCCAGAACCAAUACGGCCACCAGUUGUCCCAGAUGGCAAACCCUCCUCAUCUGGUUACAGCCCCACAGAAGCUAUGGAGAAGACUGGUAUGAUCGCACCUGCUGAACCACCUCCACCUCCACCGCCUACGCUCUCGCCUUUCCCUCCACCGGCAGAGGCAAGUGAUGUUCUUCCCCCUCCUCUUCCAGAAGAUCUAUUGCCACCGCCACCACCUUUUGCAGUCAGCGAUGUCACCCCAGACCUUGAUUUUCCAAUGACCCCUCCACCGCUGGAUGCCUCUACUUUGGAGCAGCUGGUGCCUCCGCUCCUUCCCCCUCCGCCACCCCCGGAAAAAUUGCCAUGGGCCCCCGACACCUAUCUGGAUAAAGUGGUGACUCUCUACCCUUAUACUCAGCAGCAGGAACAAGAACUCUCGUUCGCAGAGGGGAAUGUUAUUUACGUGACACGAAGAUACUCGGAUGGCUGGUGUGAGGGGGUGACUAGUGAUGCAAAGGGAUUGUUCCCAGGGAACUAUGUGGAGCCUUUGCCAUGAAGGAAGCAGAAUGGAUGCUGGAGAUUUUUUUUUUAAAUGCAGAUACUUAAAAUGUGAGAUCUGGUGAACUGCGUACAGAAAACUGACUGUCCUUGGCCUCAUAGAAGGAAACUUGGGUGGAAGUUGGUGUGUUGGCAUAUCCACAGCCCUAUUUCCCUCCCAACCCACUUUGUGCUAGCCAGGCUGAAGUAAUAGCUAGGAGGGGGACAUUUAAGAAUAUCAGAUCAUCUCCAUCACCUCAAUUGAUUGGAACACAGAGACGUAGGGUUAAAUAUCUGCUGUGGUUCCUCUAUCUCCUUCUCCUCUACAAGGUCUGUGCAACAGCUGUGCAUGUCUAAGUGUGUGCAAUCCUAUACACACUUAGGCGGGCGUUUGUCCCGCUGAACGCCAAGGGGCCGAGUUCCGAUUUGGCACGCACAGGAUUGCAACCCGCAACAGCUGUUUCCGAAGCAACGAUUGCCUCAUCGUCAUCAACGCCAUCACUUAACACCGUCUCAGUUUUAGUGCAACACUGCGAUGCAUCCGCUCUGCCUGUCCCGAGUAUCCCAUGUGUGGAUACUCUUAUAUUUCCAUAGCAUCAUCGUUAUACUGCUAUUUUGAUUUUAAAGCCAGUUCUGUGAUAUACGUGCAAAGGAAAAGUUGAGCAUUAGGAGGGGGGGGGAAUUCAGCAUAAAUGAAUGAAAGCUUAGCUCCCUGCGUUGAGAAAAGCAUCUGCAAAGUGCUUUGGAGGAGGCUAGGUACAUUGCGCUGCCAGCUGGUGGCGCUCUUUGGAUUUCAUGGUCUAGACCAGGGGUUGGCAAGGUUUACCUUGCCUGGGCCGGUUCACUCCAGCAGAGAUCCCUCCAUGGGGAGGAUCGCAUGCCCGCCCACGAUUUCCGGUGUCUGUGUCUGCGCAGACGCGAUUUCCGGCACUGCGAAAGCAAGUCCCUGUGCCACACUGUGCCGGUUUAGCGCAGCGGGCAGGGACUCACCGAGCGGGCGGCUCGGCUCGUGGGUGGCUCGUGGGCCGGUUAAAUGACCCCCGUGGGCCGCUUGUGGCCCAUGGGCCUUAGCUUGCUGACCCCUGGUCUGGACUCUAGAGGGAAGGUGGAAGCUACUUGACUAGGCACUUGCAAAAGAAACAUUCUCUGUCAUUAGUGAACAUUGGAUUUCUGUCAUUCCCAGUUGAGAUGUUGGGUGGCUUUUGUGCAGGCAAAUGUGUCAGGGACUGGCUGGAUGAGGACGAAUGGCGGAAUCUGCCCAACCAAGAGCUCUCCAGGGAAGGUGCGGAGGAAGAGGAGUUUGAAUCUGGGCCUGGUGGUGGGACAUGGGACACACCUCUGAGGAGGGGACGAGCUGGGAAGUGCUAGAAAAAAGGUGCUUGAGGGACAGCGAAGAGAUCGGAAAGAGCGAGUUUCCCAGUUUGGAUGUAGGCACCAACAGCGAUGGCAGAGGGGAGGCGGACCUUGCAGUUCUCUAGGGGCCACUCUUCUUUGCUGAAAGCUUUCAACCCCACCCUCACCCUACAAUCCUAGAACGAGACGUUUAUUGCAUGUUGCUGAGCGGCAAAUCAGGCAGACACACAGGGAGUCCAUUGGAGCUCGCUGUGGCAAAAGAUCACAGAGAGAGGGGCCUGACACAGUGGGCUAGGGAGUGAAGGGGAGGGGGCUACAAGCCCAUCCAAACAACUGCUUCAUUAAGACAAGAACCACCUUUAGAAAUCUCUGCGCUUUCUUUGCUUUCCCUUUCUUAAGAAAUUAACUGCACAUUCACCAAGCGUCUCUCUCUCUCUCUCUCUCUGGACUGCAAAUGACCUGCUCUGCCUGUCGGCUCCCUGACAAGUGUCCACGUUGACUGCAGCUCAUGGCUCAUCAGAGCGGUUUGCCCAUCACUCUUGACGCCCAUUAAUGCAGAGACAGAGAACUAAGGCAGUGUUUCCCAACCUUGUGCUUCCAGAUGUUUUGGGACUACAACUCCCAUCAUCCCUAGCUAGCAAGACCAGUGGUCAGGAAUGAUGGUAAUUGUAGUCCGAAAACAUCUGGAGGCACAAGGUUGGGAAACACUGAACUAAGGGCACUGCAGAUGUUGAAACUCCAACUCCCAUCAGCCCCGGGCACCAGAGUCAGUGGGGGCAAGGCAGAAACCGUUUGCCCCCUUUCGCCACCUGAGGCAAAAUGAGAAAGUGCCAUCCUGCUGCGCCUCGGCCUCCCUUACCUGGGUUGUGUGGUGGAGGCAGUGCGGGUACUGACUUUGAGGCUUCCGCUGCCUGAGGCAGCUGCUUCAGCUUGCCUCAUGGGUGGGCCGGGUUCUGAGGCAAGGAUGCUGGGAGAUGCAGUUGAGCAACAUCUGAAGGGUACAAUGUUGUGUAUGUCCUAGGCCAGGCAUCCCCAAACUUCGGCCCUCCAGAUGUUUUGGACUACAAUUCCCACCAUGCCUGACCACUGGUCCUGUUAGCUAGGGAUCAUGGGAGUUGUAAGCCAAAACAUCUGGAGGGCCGCAGCUUGGAGAUGCCUGUCCUAGGCCUUCACAGGAGGAGGGGGAGCUGGUUCUAAGGGUCUAGGCUGUGGAGGGCCUAGCAAAUGUGCUUUUCGCAUGCACUGCGGUUUAAAAGGCUCCGCCGGGGAGCGUUGUGGCCAGGGAUGAAGAUCUGUUGACGUGACGGGACAAAAAUAUGUAUGACUUAACCACCGAUGCCAUUAAAAGGAAGCUGUGGGUCUGAGAAUGAAGAGAGGAACUCAAGGGCUGGAAAUAUAGAAGAGGCUUAAGAUACUGCUUCUGGUUAUGUGCGCAUCAGCGGCCUCAGACACAGCGAGGUUGUUUCCUCCUCUUCCCCAUUUCAAGUCACAUUUGCACAGCAGCUGGGGGUGGGGGUGAUGGUCUUCACUAGCUGCACGUUACCUGUUUGUUCCCCCCAUGCAAACCCCCUACAACUCUCUAUUCAUGAAUAUUGACGUCUGAGCAUGUGCGAUGGCAGUCCCAAAUGUACACACCUCAGCUUGAAAGUGAAGUGGACGCGGUUUAUGUUUUCAAAUGGGAUGCAAACCGGUUUGAGGGGAAAUGACACCAAACAGCAGCAUUUCUCAAGAAACUACAGGGUACAGGUGACUUGUGUGGCUAACAUUGUAAUGUGUGCCGGGCUAAGACAGGUGAUGUUGGGCUCCAGGUCCCAUCCGCUUCAGGCAACGCAGCCAAGGUGGUGGGGACUGUUGGGAGUUGCAGUCCCGGCAAGGAUGGGUGGUGACUGCCCGAGAACGGUUCCAUUUUCUCUGGUCUUCAGUUCUUCUUCUCGGAGAAGGGAGGGAAGACAAAGCACAUUAAGAGGGAGGUACACAGUCGAAAAGAUGGCUUAUAAAACCAUGUGUUGCAAACUAGAGGUUGCUUCACCCCACAGGACAACGGAUACAGUGGUACCUUGGUUCUCAGACUUAAUCCCUUCUGGAAAUCCGUUCAACACCCGAAACGUUUGAAAACCAAGGCAUGGCUUCCAAUUGGCUGCAGGAGCUUCCUGCACUCAAGCGGAAACUGCGUCAGACGUUCGGCUUCUGAAAAACGUUAAAAAACUGGAACACUUACUUCCAGGGUUUCGGCCUUCAGGAGCCAAUUUGUUCAUCAACUAAGCUGUUUGAGAACAAAGGUUCCACUGUGUAGGGAGAUUGGUUUAGGACAGAAAGGGCAACUCCCCAGGAGGGAAGGAUACCCCCCUCUCCCCAAUAUGCUUGUCAGGGUCUCGAGUAGAGAGAUCCAUACAUUCAACAUUGCAGGACAAAAACAAACAAACAGGCCACAGGGAAUUUUGGUCACUUGGAAAUGUAGUCACAGAGCAUGCAGCUAUUGCUGAAGUGUACGCAAGACAAAAUAAAUUGAAAUUGUUUGCUAAUUGAUUGUUUCUUUCUUUUUUUGCACACUUACAAAAAGAGUUUCCAUGGCUUUUAAGUUCCAACAAGCAUUGACAGACCAGUGGAGAAAGGGAGGGAGUUGUUGACAACAAAGCAGGUUUGCAGAGGAAACAGAAUUAGGAGCGGGCGAAGGCAAAGCAAGACGGACUGACAAAUGGGUCUGGUUGUGCAAUCUGUGGUGGAUGAGCAGGCGGCAAGCCUAAGGACAGGAACAUCUUGCUGGUUUCAGGGAAAGCAGCAAGGGAGAGGAAAAUUUAAGGCUGCAAUAGAAAUAUCAUAAAUAGAGAAGGAUCUGGCGGGGGUGCACUCACAGAAGUGUCUCUCAAAGCAAUCUGUUGAUGAUCGUUGCAUGCAAGGGCAGGACACACAAUCCACAUAGGACCAUAUGACCCAUCUAUGAUCUCAUGGACCAUCACUUAUUGUUUAUGUUAAGCACACCCUUGGGAUUUCUGUGGCAGAAGCAUGUAUCUCACUUAGAAAGAUACAGGCCUCGUUCGGAUUAAAAGUUUUACACGGUCUCUUUUUCCAGACUUUGCCCAGUAUCUGUUUCCCCCAUUGCUAAAGUCUUUGUAGCUAUUGAUUGAAUAGAGUUAUUUCUUCCCAGGCAUGGGGUUCUCAAGCAAUUUUUCCACGGGUGGAAGAAGCAGGCUCGGUUCUCACCAAAAAAGUAAGAAUAGUAGCUGUACAUUUUUGCCCCGUAUCUCAGGUUCGACAAAUGCUAGAUACUUGCUCUUUAAAAAAAAAAAAAUUAAGGCUAGAGAAUUGGAGAUUAUGGUUCAUCUGCGGGAGGAACACCCCCCCCCC